Messenger RNA from Colossoma macropomum (tambaqui), 4503 nucleotides. It is a transcript of the gene daam1b, whose product is annotated as dishevelled associated activator of morphogenesis 1b. Gene Ontology annotation, cellular component: stress fiber. Gene Ontology annotation, biological process: actin cytoskeleton organization. Lineage: Eukaryota; Metazoa; Chordata; Actinopteri; Characiformes; Serrasalmidae. Bases 426 to 3668 code for a protein of 1080 amino acids. The record is from RefSeq and is a predicted model, not a curated record. Gene Ontology annotation, molecular function: small GTPase binding; actin binding. The transcript is spliced from 26 exons.
GAGAGACACAGGGGGGAAGGAGGAUGGAAGGGCGUUUGUUUGAGACAGGCUGUGAGAGAGCAGGGAGGGGCUGAGCGCGAGUGCCGGUAGAGUAAAGAGGAAUCAGCCCUCUGCUUUUCAUUUCCAGCGGCUUUCGGAACCUUGAGCCUGACAUUUCUGGAAACACUGUGGAUUUGCUUUGUAGUGUCAUUAAGAGCUGGACCGAAUACAGUUUUCAAGCCGCUGUCGUUGCUUUCUGUGUUCUCUUUUCAUUUGGCUGUGGAGCUGAUCAUGUUAACACUCCUGGGAUACACACAGCGGACAGAGGCCAAUCAGAGGUGGAGAGGGGUUCUGUGACAGGAGCAAGACUAAGUUAACUGAGGCACCUGAGGGAGGAUCGCUAGCCCCUUACCUUUUACCCUUACUACGACCCUCCCUGAGCAGCCAUGGCGCCCCGCAAACGAGGUGGUGGAGGGCGUAGCAUGUCCUUCAUCUUCUGCUGCUUCCAGAGCAGCGACCACCCAGAGAUCACCUACCGGCUGCGGGAGGACUUCGUCCUGCAGACCAUGGAGCCCACGCUGCCCAUCCCCAGCUACGAUGAGCUGGAUGGCAUGUUCUCUGAGCUUGUGGAUGAGCUGGACCUCACAGAGAAGCACAGGGAGGCCAUGUUUGCAUUGCCUGCAGAGAAGAAAUGGCAGAUCUACUGCAGUAAGAAAAAGGAACAAGAAGAGAAUAAAGGUGCUACUAGCUGGCCAGAGUACUACAUCGAUCAGCUCAACUCAAUGGCAGCAAGGAAGACACUUCUGGCCUUGGAGAAGGAGGAAGAAGAGGAACGCAACAAGACCAUAGAAAGCCUCAAAACUGCGCUGCGGACACAACCUAUGAGGUUUGUUACUCGGUUCAUUGACCUGGAUGGUCUGACCUGCAUCCUGAACUUCCUGAAGAGCAUGGACUACGAGACUACAGAGUCUCAGAUCCACACAUCCCUCAUAGGCUGCAUCAAAGCGCUGAUGAACAACUCUCAGGGCCGCGCUCAUGUGCUCUCCCACCCCGAGAGCAUCAACAUCAUCGCCCAGAGUCUGGCCACAGAGAACAUCAAGACCAAAGUGGCUGUGUUGGAGAUCAUGGGAGCUGUGUGCUUGGUUCCGGGAGGCCACAAGAAAGUUCUAGAGGCUAUGCUGCAUUACCAGAAAUUCGCUUGUGAACGAACACGAUUUCAGAUGCUUCUGAAUGAUCUGGAUCGAAGUACGGGUCGGUACAGGGACGAGGUCAGCUUGAAGACGGCCAUUAUGUCCUUCAUUAAUGCUGUUCUGAGCCAGGGGGCUGGAGAGACCAGUCUCGAGUUCAGGGUACAUUUGAGAUACGAGUUCCUCAUGUUGGGGAUUCAGCCCAUCAUUGAUAAACUCAGGUCACAUGAAAACUCUACGUUAGACCGGCACUUGGAUUACUUUGAAAUGCUAAGAAAUGAUGAUGAGCUCACUGUAUCAAGACGCUUUGAAAGUGUGCAUGUAGACACUAAAAGUGCUUCGCAGGUGUUUGACCUCAUACGUAAGAAGAUGACCCACACAGAUGCAUACCCGCACUUUAUGUCCAUACUGCACCACUGCCUGCUUAUGCCUCAUAAGAGGAGUGGGAACACAGUGCAGUACUGGUUACUUCUUGACCGCAUCGUCCAACAGAUGGUCCUCCAGAAUGACAAGGGUCAUGACCCUGACGUCACCCCUUUGGAAAACUUCAAUGUCAAGAAUGUGGUUAGAAUGCUUGUCAAUGAAAACGAGGUCAAGCAGUGGAAGGAGCAGGCAGAGAAGAUGCGUAAAGACCACCAUGAGCUUCAGCAGAAGAUGGAGAAGAAGGAGCGCGAGUGUGACGCCAAGACCCAGGAGAAAGAGGAAAUGAUGCAAACACUCAACAAGAUGAAGGAGAAGCUUGAGAAGGAGACGGCAGAACAUAGACUGGUCAAGCAACAAGUGUCGGAACUUGGUGCUCGCCUACAUGAACUCAGCACGAGACAGGUAGCCAGUGUGCCUGGUGGUCCCCCCCUCAUACCCGGACCUCCAGGUGGUCCUCUCUCUCCUCCACCUCCUCCCCCUCCUCCUGGGGGCAUGAUGCCUCCUCCUCCACCUCCUCCACCCUGUGGUGCUAUGAUGCCCCCACCUCCACCCCCUCCACCUGGCGGCCCUCCACCGCCCCUUGGUCGUCCACCUCUAGGUGGGCCUCCUCCUCCUCCUGGAGCCCCCGUAGGCCCAGCCCUCAAGAAGAAGAAUAUUCCUCAGCCUUCCAAUCCACUCAAGUCCUUCAACUGGGCCAAGCUAUCUGAGAACAAGCUGGAAGGCACAGUGUGGGCUGAGGUGGAUGACAGCAAAGUUUUCAAGAUCUUAGACCUGACAGACAUUGAGAAAACCUUCUCAGCAUACCAGAGACAGCAGGACUUCUUUAUGGUCAAUAACAGCAAACAGAAAGAGGCAGAGGACGACACUCUGAGCUCGAAAAAAGUCAAAGAGUUGUCCGUCAUCGACGGCCGUCGGGCCCAGAACUGCAACAUCCUGCUCUCACGGUUGAAACUCUCCAAUGAGGAAAUGAAGAGGGCUAUCCUGACUAUGGAUGAACAGGAAGAUCUGCCUAAGGAUAUGCUGGAGCAGAUGCUGAAGUUUAUCCCGGAGAAGAGUGACGUUGAUCUGCUGGAAGAGCACAAACAUGAACUGGACCGCAUGGCCAAGGCAGACCGCUUCCUCUACGAGAUGAGCAGAAUAAACCAUUACCAGCAGAGGUUACAGUCUCUGUACUUCAAGAAGAAGUUUGCAGAGAGGAUCGCAGAGAUAAAGCCCAAAGUUGAAGCAUUAACCAAGGCCUCUAAAGAGGUGCUGCAGAGCCGGAAUCUGAAGCAGCUCCUGGAGGUGGUGCUGGCAUUCGGCAACUACAUGAAUAAGGGCCAAAGAGGGAAUGCUUUUGGCUUUAAAGUGUCUUCACUCAACAAGAUUGCUGACACCAAAUCCAGCAUUGACAAGAACAUCACUCUCUUACACUACUUGAUCACCAUCCUGGAGAAGAAGUACCCCAAAGUUAUGCAGAUCCCAGAAGACCUGCAGAAUGUGCCAGAAGCUGCUAAAGUCAAUAUGACAGAACUGGAGAAGGAGAUCAACAACCUGCGCAGUGGCUUGAAGAGUGUAGAAAGUGAGCUGGAGUUCCAGAAGAAGCGUCCUCAGGAGGUGGGGGAUAAGUUUGUGUCUGUGGUCAGCCAGUUCGUCACGCUGGCCAGUUUCAGCUUCUCUGAUGUGGAAGACUCCCUCGGCGAAGCCAAGGAACUGUUUUUGAAGGCAGUAAAGCACUUCGGUGAAGAUGCCGUGAAGAUGCAGCCAGACGAGUUCUUUGGCAUCUUUGACCAGUUCCUGCAGUCCUUCGCUGAGGCUCGGCAGGAGAACGAGAACAUGCGUCGGCGUAAGGAAGAAGAGGAGCGACGGGCACGCAUGGAGGCUCAGCUGAAGGAGCAGAGAGAGAAAGAGAGAAAGGCCCGGAAGGCCAAAGAGAACGGAGAGGAUGACGGGGGUGAGUUUGAUGACCUGGUGUCAGCACUGCGCUCCGGGGAGGUGUUCGAUAAGGACCUGUCCAAGAUGAAGCGGAACCGCAAACGCAUCAACAGCCAAACCACUGACACGGGGAGGGAGCGUCCCAUCACCAAACUCAACUUCUGAGCUACACAUUGUUGUUUGGCCAGUCAAAAAGCUUCAUUACUGAGCCACACAGCACCUGAGGUCAUCAGCCAUGGGUUCCACAAGCGUUCGGUUCCUUGACUGGACAAUACUGCCCCUUAGUGGUGGACAGUGGGAGAGCAGUCUUCUCCUUUAAUAGACAUAAAAUGGACAAAGUAUAUGAAAAGAGCAUAUUGGAGGGAGAGGGCGUUAAGUCCUAGAGGGUUUGCCUACACUUAAUUAUGAAUUGAAAUGGAGCACCUGUCAAAAAAGUGGAAAGAAAGAGACUUUUGGUGGAUUUUAAGACUUACAGCUGCCAAAAACACCUCAUGCAGUUCUUUCGUCUUCGAGUGGGUUGGUGCUGGUGUACCGAGAUUACUAAGACAAGGAGAAAAAAACUAGUCAAAUCUGGAUUUGACUUGAGAGGAACUCACAGCAGAGGUACACUUCCCUUCGAUUUUCCAUUGCAAGAUCUCUUCUAACCUUCAGCACAACUUCACAAGAAACCAACACAGAAACAAAAACUGCUCAUCAACAUUGAAACACAGCAUGCAGAGUUACAAACUACCAAACCAUUCCAUGCCAGCAAGACACGCAGAACUUUUUCCACCAAUAAAUGGAACAGUUAAGAGAAAAUAAAGACACCGCUGGACUGGUUGAUACCAAGCAGAAAGAACCUGGGUAUUUCAGUCUGGGCUGGUUAUCUUCACCCAGUUUAAGCCUGUCCCUAGACUCAAAAAGAAUUACCAAUGGUGAAUCCAUUGAUCGUGUAAUCUGGUCCAAGAUAACUCUUAAUUUUAGUCCAGAGUUCAACACAAAGCAGCUCCACAACCUUGUG